GCGGCCGCCGCCCGCCGCACUCACUCCGCGCCCGCCCCGCCACCGUGCCCACGGCCAUGGAGCCCCGAACCCCCCGCCGCCGCCACACCCACCAGCGCGGCUACCUGCUGACGCGGGACCCGCAUCUCAACAAGGACUUGGCGUUUACUCUGGAGGAGAGACAACAGCUGAACAUUCAUGGGUUGUUGCCGCCUUCCUUCGUCAGUCAGGAGGUCCAGGUCCUUAGAGUAGUUAAGAAUUUCCAGCGUCUGAACUCUGACUUCGACAGGUAUCUUCUGUUGAUGGAUCUGCAAGAUAGAAAUGAGAAGCUCUUUUAUAGUGUGCUGAUGUCUGAUAUUGAAAAAUUCAUGCCUAUCGUUUAUACUCCCACUGUGGGUCUCGCAUGCCAGCAAUACAGUUUGGCAUUUCGGAAGCCAAGAGGCCUCUUUAUUAGUAUCCAUGACAAAGGGCAUAUUGCUUCAGUUCUUAAUGCAUGGCCAGAAGAUGUUGUCAAGGCUAUCGUGGUGACUGACGGAGAACGUAUUCUUGGUUUGGGAGACCUUGGUUGUAAUGGGAUGGGCAUCCCUGUGGGUAAACUGGCCCUGUACACGGCGUGUGGAGGGGUGAAUCCACAGCAGUGUUUACCUGUCAUUUUGGAUGUGGGAACAGAAAAUGAGGAGUUACUUAAAGAUCCACUGUACAUCGGGCUGCGGCAGAGGAGAGUGAGAGGUUCUGAAUAUGACAAGUUUUUGGAUGAAUUCAUGGAGGCAGUUUCUUCCAAAUAUGGCAUGAAUUGCCUUAUUCAGUUUGAAGAUUUUGCCAAUCUGAAUGCAUUUCGUCUCCUGAACAAGUAUCGAAACAAGUAUUGCACAUUUAACGAUGAUAUUCAAGGAACAGCGUCCGUUGCGGUUGCGGGUCUCCUUGCAGCUCUUCGAAUAACCAAGAACAAGCUCUCUGAUCAGACAGUGCUGUUCCAGGGAGCUGGAGAGGCUGCCCUGGGGAUUGCUCACCUGAUUGUUAUGGCCAUGGAGAAAGAAGGUUUAUCAAAGGAGAAAGCCAAAAAAAAGAUAUGGCUGGUUGACUCAAAAGGAUUAAUCGUUAAGGGGCGUUCUUCUCUCACAGAAGAGAAAGAGGUAUUUGCCCAUGAACAUGAAGAAAUGAAGAACCUAGAAGCCAUUGUUCAAAAGAUAAAACCAACUGCCCUAAUAGGAGUCGCUGCAAUUGGUGGUGCUUUCACAGAACAAAUUCUCAAAGAUAUGGCUGCCUUCAACGAACGGCCCAUCAUUUUUGCUUUGAGUAACCCAACCAGCAAAGCAGAGUGCUCUGCAGAGCAGUGCUACCGAAUGACCAAGGGUCGCGCCAUCUUUGCCAGCGGCAGUCCUUUUGACCCAGUCACGCUUCCAGAGGGACGGACUCUCUUUCCUGGCCAAGGCAACAACUCCUACGUGUUCCCUGGAGUUGCUCUUGGGGUGGUGGCCUGUGGGCUGAGACACAUCACUGACAAGGUCUUCCUCACCACUGCCGAGGUCAUAUCUCAGCAGGUGUCUGAUAAACACCUAGAAGAGGGCCGGCUUUAUCCUCCUUUGAAUACAAUUCGAGAUGUUUCACUGAAAAUCGCAGUGAAGAUUGUGACAGAUGCGUACAGAGAAAGGAUGGCCACUGUUUAUCCUGAACCCCAAAACAAAGAAGAAUUUGUCUGCUCCCAGAUGUACAGCACUGAUUAUGACCAGAUCCUACCUGAUUGCUAUUCUUGGCCUGAAGAAGUCCAGAAAGUCCAGACCAAAGUUAGUCAGUAAACACAACAGCUAGACUUUUUAACUUUACCAAUAAGAUCUUGAAGUUUUCAUGAUUUCUAAGGGUUGGAAUCUUUUAUGAUGAUUCAUAGUGUGCUUAGAAUAAGAUGAUUUUAGUUUAACAAUCAAACCCAUGGAAAGUAUAUUAAUAUAAAUUAGGAUAAACUUCACACUGGACAGGUUUGUUUCACUUACUCUGGUUAUUUAUGUUUUCUGUUUUAAUUCUCUUUAUAAAUUCUGUUUAAAAGCUAUUGUACCUGCUGCUGAGAAACUCAUCACUGAUAAUGUAGGAAGCUAAUGGAAGACCCAAACUAGUAAUAAAUUAAUAUAGUGUAACUUGA
Messenger RNA from Peromyscus eremicus (cactus mouse), 2113 nucleotides. RefSeq names its product malic enzyme 1 (gene Me1). The record is from RefSeq and is a predicted model, not a curated record. Gene Ontology annotation, cellular component: mitochondrion. Gene Ontology annotation, biological process: pyruvate metabolic process; malate metabolic process. Lineage: Eukaryota; Metazoa; Chordata; Mammalia; Rodentia; Cricetidae. Gene Ontology annotation, molecular function: NAD binding; malate dehydrogenase (decarboxylating) (NAD+) activity; malate dehydrogenase (decarboxylating) (NADP+) activity. The coding region runs from base 57 to 1775 and encodes 572 amino acids. The transcript is spliced from 14 exons.